CAUACGUUGCCUUCGUUUUUCGAAGCUAAAUGGAGAUAACUUGAAAUAGUUGAUGUGUGACAUACAUGUAUAUAAUGAAAAUAAAUGUUUCAUUUUGUUCAACUGUACUUUACAAUUACCGGAGUCGCAUGUUUUUUAGUAAGCUAAAUGGAGAUGAUUGUUUAUAUUUUGUGUGCUUAAUUACUUUACUAUUUAUUUCAUUUCUUUUACCUCGGGCUAGAAAUGGCAAUGAUAUUCCUGGACCUAAGGGUUUGCCUGUUAUUGGUUGCCUGUUUGAAUUUUCAUUAAAAACUAUGCACACAAAAUGUAUGGAAUAUGCUGAAAAAUAUGGAGAAAUUGUACGAGUAAACAUUUUAGGGAUUAACAUUAUAACACUGAACACGGUCGAUUUGGUACAGAAAGCGUUCACUGAGGACAAAUAUAAAACCCAUCUCAAUGACAGGCCGUCUACCUUCCUCGGGCAGUUCGUAUUUUAUGGCAAUAAGGGAAUCGUCUUGACACCGGAUGGAAUGGUACUGUACAUAAUGAAUUGAGAAAGUUAUUCACAAGAGGAUUUAGAGUGUAUGGAGAAGGAAUUAAAGAGUUCGAGGACAAAGUUAUGCACGAGAUUGUUAGUAUGAAGUCGCGGAUAAAAGAGAUCGGUGACGCUGAGUUUGACCUUGGGCCUAUGCUAAAACGUUCAUUGUCAAAUGUUUUGUCAGUUUUUCUUUCUGGUGAACAAAUCAAUGACUGCGACAACGUCGAUAUAUUUUGGGACUUCAACGAGGCUUUCGACUUCAUCACGUCACCAAAGGCAAAUGCCGUUUAUACAGUUGCCUACUUCAUGCGAUUUCUGCCGGGACAAUACCGGGACAAGUUUCAGGAUAUCAUGACCGCCAGAGAAAGAAUACACGAGAAAUACUUCUUUCAUAUCAAGGAGACACACGAAAGAGGCAAAAUUAGAGGAUACGUUGAUUUUCUUCUGGAUGAACAAGCCAGCCAGCAUGAAAGCGGGAAUGAUGUCCUUCUUACAGAGGAGACUAUAAAGGCAAUGCUGCAAGAAGUUAUUAUAGCUGGCUUUAUAACGACAUUUUCUACGUUGAGUAAUCUAUUUCUUUGCUUGAUGAACCAUCCAAACUACCAGCGUAAGGCACAAGAAGAAUUGAACGAAGUUGUUGGUAAUAAGCGUCUACCGACUCUUGAUGACAGACGUAACUGUCCAUUUAUAGAAGCUGUUGUUAUGGAAACCUUAAGAUAUUUAACAACUGCACUAUAUGGGGUACCACAUACGAAUGAAACAAGUUUGGAAUUUGAAGGUUUUCAAAUACCUGCAUGGAGUAAUGUAUUUGCUAAUUUGUGGUUUAUACACCAUGACGAACGAAUCUGGGGCGAUCCUUGGACAUUUCGACCCGAGAGAUUCUUAGAUGAUAAAGGUCAACUUCUUGAAAGAGGGCACGUGUUUAUAAAAAGUUUGAUUCCAUUCAGUGUAGGUAGACGACAAUGCAUUGGAGAAACAUUUGCCCGCUCACGGAUGUUUCUUUAUAUAGCCUCACUGCUUCAGCAAUGGACAUUCAUUCCGUCACCGGACAAAGUCGGGUCAUGUGAUCCAAGGAAGGGAGAUUUCGAGAUAAAUACAAUGAUAAGGAAACCGACCCUCUUUUGUACUGUAGAAGGCAGGGAGACUGAUGUUUGACUUUUUAAAUUGCAGGAUAAUUUACUGUAAGUUGGGAAGUUAUAUGUAAUCAAUUAAUGGUGUAGUGAUAUGAAUAAAAAUAUAUGUCGUCUUUGUAU
Mercenaria mercenaria is the source of this 1770-nucleotide messenger RNA. RefSeq names its product cytochrome P450 1A1-like. The coding region runs from base 599 to 1672 and encodes 357 amino acids. NCBI's taxonomy places the organism in Eukaryota, Metazoa, Mollusca, Bivalvia, Venerida, Veneridae. The record is from RefSeq and is a predicted model, not a curated record. The transcript has 6 exons. Gene Ontology annotation, molecular function: heme binding; monooxygenase activity; oxidoreductase activity, acting on paired donors, with incorporation or reduction of molecular oxygen.